This is a messenger RNA of Porites evermanni, 774 nucleotides long. Lineage: Eukaryota; Metazoa; Cnidaria; Anthozoa; Scleractinia; Poritidae. The record is from the annotation of a GenBank genome assembly.
AUGACUUUGCGCUGUGACAGAAACCUCAUUGUGCAAACAGAAGAACAGUAUGCUUUUAUCCAUGAAGUUCUCGUGGAAGCUAUUCACGGGCAUACCAAAAUACGUGCGAGUAAAUCCAGCGGAAGGAAGUCAAUGCAAAUACAGGUAUAUCCUCAUUGGAUUUCCACCAAUUUUGCUGAUUACGUGGGACCAGUGAUAAUAAUAUGGAAUAUUAUAAGAUUUUGUGAAGCUGCCCUUGGCCACUUCGUGGGUCCCUCCCACAACCCAACGCCAACACCGCAUUUUAAGUAAGACAGACUGUUGGGUUAAUGAGGGGGGAGGGAAGCGCAGUGUUUGUUGGACGGUCGUACUUAAUUUAAUUCCCAUUUUUACAAAACAUUCAAAGCGCUAUUAAUAGCGUGUUUAAAGUAAUUUUAAAGUAUGGCUCCCGGGGUGUGUUUCUUGGGACAUUUUUGUGAUUUGUGAAUGGUGCUGCAGUUAUCAUCUUGCAAAUCAUCCCAAUGUUUCUUCUAAAUUGAAGAUUAAAUUUUUAACCCUACACGUGCAUAAUAAUUUGCUACUGGGCAAACAGAAAUGGUCGAGGAGUUUACCCGUUUAAGUCGGGGCAGUGCUGCACCGCAGUCCAAAUUUCAGGCAGCCAACAUGCACUACAACAAGGCCAAGAAUCUUAAUGCAAACGUGUUAGCGUUAGAUGACACUCUUGUUAAACUUAGCGCUAUUACCGGCAUAGAAGGCUCUGACUACAUCAACGCUAACUUCAUCGACGAUACAUGA